ACUAAGUCUGUCUUGAAAAUUGUCGCCUCUCUUCAAAACCUGCAUAAUCCUUUGUUCCUCGUCUAGGGACUAGGAUGGAGUAUUUACGUUUAAGUCUGUUUCUGUGCAUGCUGUCACUGUCAGCGACUUCGCCUUCUUCCUUCGCAUCGCCAAAUUCGAUCCGUGCCGAUUAUGCCGUUAAUCUGAACGCAACGAACUUCGAUGCUGUUCUCAACGAUACACCCGCUACUUUCGCCCUUGUUCAAUUCUAUGCCCAUUGGUGCCCUGCAUGCAGGAAUUAUAAGCCUCACUACGAAAAGGUUGCAAGAUUAUUUAAUGAACCUGAUGCAGUGCAUCCAGGAAUAAUAUUAAUUACAAGGGUAGAUUGUGGAUUAAAGAUAAAUACUAAGCUCUGUGAUAAGUUUUCUGCUGAUCACUAUCCUAUGCUCUUUUGGGGUUCUCCUUCUAAAUUUGUUGGUGGUGGUUGGGAACCUAAACAAGAGAAAAGUGAUAUACGUGUGAUUGUUGGUGCACGCACAGCUGAUCGGUUGCUUGAUUGGAUCAACAAGCAAAUAGGCAGUUCAUUCGGCCUGGAUGAUCAGAAAUUUCAAAAUGAGCUUCCUUCAUCCAAUGAUUCAGACACCGUACAGAUUGCAAGAGCUAUCUACGAUGAUGUAGAAGAGGUAACUUCUACAGGUUUUGACAUCAUCAUAGAGCACCAGGAACUCGUGCUUCACUUAUAAAGUGAAUUCUACCUAAAUCUUUACAGAAGAUCUUUCAGCAAACGACAUGGUGGAUCCUUUCGGAUAUGGAAAUUAAAAUUAGCUAUGUUGGCUUGUAAUUGAGUACUUGGGUGAUGGCAAUUAGUUUCAAAACAUGAACUCCUAGAACCUGAAGCAAAUUGUAUAAUCUAAAACGCAAACACCAAGAAAAGUACAAUUUCAAUAAAACAUAUUGUUAGAAAUAA
Messenger RNA from Glycine soja, 946 nucleotides. RefSeq names its product sulfhydryl oxidase 2-like. Gene Ontology annotation, cellular component: Golgi membrane. Lineage: Eukaryota; Viridiplantae; Streptophyta; Magnoliopsida; Fabales; Fabaceae. The transcript has 7 exons. Gene Ontology annotation, biological process: protein folding. Gene Ontology annotation, molecular function: flavin-dependent sulfhydryl oxidase activity; protein disulfide isomerase activity. Bases 75 to 722 code for a protein of 215 amino acids. The record is from RefSeq and is a predicted model, not a curated record.